GGAAGCGCAGCUGCCUCACGAAUUCUUCGCGGGAGAGAAACAGAGGGAAUGAGGUGAGCGAGCGAAGGGAUUGUUUGCGUGGGAAUCCACCGCCCGCUCAAGACCCCAGGCCGCUCUAUCUCCUUGUCCAGCUGAGGAGUCUUCCAUCUGGUUACUCAGAAUACCUCCGCUGAAGAUGAAACAGGAAGCUUCCCGAAGUGCAUCCUAUACUGUGGAAUGUGAAGAUUAUGUGCAUGUGGUGGAAUUCAGCCCAUUUGAGAGCGGAACUGCAGAUUCUCUGAUAGCAUAUGGUGGCAAUCAUUAUGUGGUUGUUGGAACUUGCAGGUUUCAGGAGGAAGAUGCAGAAGUGGAAGGAAUACAGUAUAAAACACAAAGAAUAUUUCAUCAUGGAAUUAGAGUUGAUGCCAUUGGAUGGAGUCCAGAAAGUAGACUUGAUGCUUUACCUCCUCAGAUACGGUUUUGUACUGCUGCUUCUGAUAAGAAGCUAAGAUUAUUCACAUCAGAUCUCCAAGACAAGGAUGAAUAUAAGGUUUUGGAAGGCCACUCUGAUUACAUUAAUGAUUUGGUGUUUUCACCUAAAGAUGGCCAACAAAUUGCGAGUGUGAGCGAUGACCACACUUGCAGAGUCUGGGACUUGGAAGGGAACUUGAAAAAUUAUUUUAUUCUACAUUCUCCUGGAAUGAGUGUGAGCUGGCAUCCCGAAGAGGAAUUUAAGUUGAUGGUCGCAGAGAAGAAUGGAACAAUCCGAAUCUAUGAUCUUGUGACCCAUCAAGCAGUUUUGUCUCUCACAACUGAUCAGACACCACUGAUGUCAGCAAGCUGGUGUUUGAAAAAUACUUUUAAAGUUGGAGCAGUUGCUGGAAGUGACUGGUAUAUCUGGGACAUUGCACGAUCUAGUUAUCCUGUGGAAAAGAGACCUGUCCAUGCAGAUAGAGCCAGAUUAUUCAGGUGGUCCAAAGUCAAUGAAAAAUUGUUCGCUACUACUGGCUAUCCAGGAAAGAUGACCAGUCAACUUCUAGUUCAUCAUUUAGGACAUCCUCAGCCCAUCCUUAUUGGUUCUGCUCCUGUAGGAUCUGGUUUAACGUGGCAUAGAACACUUUCAAUAUGUGCCAUGGGAGGAGAUCAUAAACUUUUUUUCUGGGCAACUGAAUUGUAAAUAUUUAUACAUGCUAGUUAAAUGCUUUGGAUAUAGGGAUUAUAGGGGCUGUCACAAAUACUGAAAUAUACAGUGUGUGUUUUAUAUUUUAUACAUCCAAUAAAUAAAGAGUUUGCGUGGCGGCACUUUAGAAUUGCAACAGUUAAGCACAGCUUCAUUGCUGUUGGAGUAAAAGGUAGAAGGGAGGGAAUGCUGGAUACAGACUCAGCAGGCAUGGCUGUAGACCAAAAUUGACAUUUCACCUAAAUCAUGCUCAUUAGGUGGUUUCAACUGAAUGCAAAUUGCCAUUUUUUAGGCAGAAGAGGCACUGGUCACUGUGUCAUGACCAUAUUGUUAUACAUUAAAAUUGUGAUUGCAUUACUUGUUUGAAUUGUUCCCACAAAUACAAAAUGGAUACAAUAAAAUAAACAUUAUGCAUUCAAA
Messenger RNA from Anolis sagrei ordinatus, 1579 nucleotides. RefSeq names its product nucleoporin 37 (gene NUP37). The record is from RefSeq and is a predicted model, not a curated record. Gene Ontology annotation, cellular component: nuclear pore outer ring. Gene Ontology annotation, molecular function: protein binding. NCBI's taxonomy places the organism in Eukaryota, Metazoa, Chordata, Lepidosauria, Squamata, Anolidae.